Messenger RNA from Aspergillus pseudotamarii, 888 nucleotides. RefSeq names its product TMEM199/VMA12 family protein. Gene Ontology annotation, cellular component: endomembrane system. Gene Ontology annotation, biological process: vacuolar proton-transporting V-type ATPase complex assembly. NCBI's taxonomy places the organism in Eukaryota, Fungi, Ascomycota, Eurotiomycetes, Eurotiales, Aspergillaceae. The record is from RefSeq and is a predicted model, not a curated record. The transcript is spliced from 2 exons. The coding region runs from base 1 to 888 and encodes 295 amino acids.
AUGGUCCAAUUAAUAACAACAACCCGCAUCCUCUCCGCCCUAGAAGCGAUCCCAACCUCAGAUCGCAAAGACCUCGAUCUACCCUCCAACCCAUCACUAGACAGUCCCAUCACCCACGACCAACUAAUCCGUCUAUCCCGCUACUUCCGCGCCGAAAAUGCCACUUCCAACGCUGAGACCCGAAGUCUCAACUCUCUCCUCCACGGAACAAAAGUCUACGUUCCGCCUCCGCCCCCGAAACCCGAACCCAGCCCAGAAUAUCUCGCCCUAAAAGCGCGUCUCCUAGCCGCCUACGAAACAGACACCUACAACCAAAUGACGGCCUCAUCUAACACCACAAAUGGUCCAUCACCGAUCUUCACUUCCUCGACACCGACCGUUUCGGCUCUCCAUGAAGACGAUGCACACUCGGACGCGGAUACUCUUACCCCCGGACUCGUGCUGAAUAUUUUUCUUUCGGUUGUUAUUACCGGGUUCAGUGUUUAUUGGGCGUUGACGAGUUUUUCGACGCCGGAGUUGUUGACGGAGGCUGUUUCGUCGGUUUGGGACCAGAACCAUGGGUCGAAGAGGGGUGGAGGUGUGAGUGAAGCUGUGAAGGUGCUGGUGUCGUUUGGAGCCGCGGUGGGGGUGGGCGUUGCUGAGGUGGCGAUUUAUGCGAUUUACCUGGGGAAGGUGGAGCGGGCGAGGAAGAAGGAGAGGGGGGUUAAGGAGAGGAAGGUGGUUGUUGGGAGGGAGGUUUUGGGUAGGAGAGAUGAGAGUGAGAGUGUGCAGCGAGUGGACGGGGAGAAGGAGGAGAUUUGGGGAAGAGGGCCGAAUGGGGGCUUAAGGCGGAGGGUGAGGGAGCGGUGGGAGGAAAAGGAAAAGGAAGGGGAUGGAGAUGGAGAUUGA